UCCUGUGCAGGAAGAUGUCACUAGCCUGGCCGCAGUGUCCAUCUCACAGGAGUCAGAGAGGAAGCACAGACAACAGAGAAAGUGAAAGGACUUAAAAGAGGACUUACGGCCUUCCUCAAAAAAAUGUCUCCAGCAAGCACAAAGUCUUGGAUAUCCGGACUGACCUUCAGCUGUCUAGACUGCACUAAUGAAGUUGAGGAAGGGAGUAUGUGGAGGGAGCUGAGCAAACAGGAUGGUUCUGCAGAGCCGUGCUCCCCCAGCAGGCUUAGCUGUUCUCCUAAAAGAUAUUGCUAGUGCCUUGCUCCUGUGGCUCUUUGCCAUCACACCUUUUUGCUUCUGUUCUGAUCUUUCUAUCUGGCUGUCCCCAAUCCCGCUGUCCAUCAGUGCCUUUUCCGUGCAGGAGCAGAGAAGGUAAUGGAGAAUAAUGUCCUCUUUCAGGAAGAGGCUGUUGUGAAGUUAAAGAUCACAGUUAGCAUUAGGGUUGUCAGCAAAGUAUGGGUUUUAUUCAGACAGUCUGGGAAUUGAGGGUCUUUAUCCUGGGUGCCCAUGGUCACAAGGGCUACAAGAGAGACCAAAGCUAGCAAAAACGCUUCUCAUCUUCAGCCUCCAUAAUCCAUUAGAUGAGUAGAAACUCAUCAUCAUCUCUGGUUUCCCUGGGGUGGCUGGAGAAGACACAGCCGGCUGGCUGCUGCUGCCCCAGCACCAGAGCUGUUACCUGCAGCGAGGGGCUGGAGGGAGCUGGGGUAGGCGAAGGUGCUGACAUCCCAGGCAGCCCUGGCACACUCCCCUCGUGCAAAACGUGGCUGCUCCACGCUGUGCGCAUCGUCUUCUGCCAGCGACAACUGCUCCGUCACCACCUGGGACACGUGUCCAAGCUGGGCUGUCCUCGGUGAAGGCAGAUGGAGCUUGGAUGCACACGGCAUCUUGCUGCUUCUGCCGUCCUGACAAUAGAUAACCUCUGGAAGGUACCCAGGAGUGCUGGAUUAACAAAGGGGUUUUUUUACCUGUAGUGUUUUAGUGAAGACCAUUGCACUGAGAUGGGACUUGGUGGGGUCUGCGUACGAAAGCUUUGCUUUCCCGAAGGAGGUGUACUGUCAGCCCUGCUGCUCCCCAAGGUGGUUUUUAUUAACUGUUAAGCCUCCUGGGCCUGAAUCAAUGCGAAAGAGCCCUGCAGCAGCAUGCGUUGCUGAAGAGGUGCCAGCUGCAGGCUAGGUGUUUUUGAGGUCAGAUAGUUUCAUGUCCAGGUAAGCGAGAUGAGAUGGCAACCGGGCUAUUCCAGCUGCACCUGAGCACACACACACUCUGCACAGUUUAUUACCGCUUUACAAAAUAACACCGCCAGGUAUCCCGUGCUGGCUGUAACCAACGCCCCUGACACCGCGGUGGUGAUGGCCAUGGCUGCACCAGCCGGGCUUUGGGCUCCUCGCCCUGCCAGCACCAUCCCCGGCCCGGCCUGCCGGCAGGGAAAGGCCCCGACCCCUCCGGGAAGGGUCCCCGCCGCCCAGCCCCAACAGCGAAGGGCCCGGCCGCUACUUGCUCUCGGCGGGGUCACCGCAAGCGGCGCGGCCCGGCCCGGCCCCGCGGCACCUCCCCCGGCGCCGCCCGGCCCCGCGGCCUGCCCGGCGCUGGUUCCCGCCCCGCCCCGGUCCCUCCCCGCUCCAGCCAGCCGGCAUUUCCUGGGCCGGCCGUGGCCGCGACGGGCCCUGAGGCGAAGCUGCUCGCUGCCCGCGCGGGCUCCGCGCUGUGGUAACCCCCGCUCCCGCUGCGGGGAACGUUGCGGCUGCAACGGCCGGAGGGUGCGGGCGGCUGGGAGCCGCUUGCCAGGCCGUUUCCCCGGGGCGCCGCUGCCGCCUCCCUGGCUCCUGAAGUACUGCGGGUCAGCCUGUCAUGGAGGGAACCAGGCAAACCAGGAUUUGUCGUCCACACAAGAUAAGUGAAUCCUCAAAGGUGUACAGGUGGGAUGACCACUCCAGUCUAGUUCUUCAGAGCCUGAAUGAGCAGAGGCAGCGAGGCCUCUUCUGUGACAUUGUCCUUGUGGUGGAUGAACAGAGAGUCCCUGCCCAUCGGAACCUCCUCGCUGUUUGCAGUGACUACUUCAACUCUAUGUUCACCAUCGGUAUGCGAGAAGCCCACCAAAAAGAGGUUGAACUUUUUGGAGCCUCUUAUAUCGGUCUCAAGGCUGUGGUGGAUUUCCUUUACGGCAGUGAGCUGUCUUUAGAUGGUGGCAAUAUUGACUACGUGCUCGAAACAGCUCACCUGCUGCAGAUCUGGAAGGUGGUCGACUUCUGUUGCGAGUAUCUGGAGAACGAAGUCAGCGAGGAGAACUAUUUGUACUUGCAAGAGCUGGCCUCUAUUUACAACCUGAAGCGCCUUGACUCCUACAUUGAUUCUUUCAUCUUGCAGAACUUCGGCACGCUGUCUUUCACCCCAGACUUCCUGCAGAACGUUUCCCUGCAGAAGUUGUGCCAAUACCUGGACAGCAGCAACGUGCAGCAGGAGUGCGAGCAUGACUUACUGCAGGCUGCCUUGCAGUGGCUUACCCAGUACCCGGAAAGGGAGAACGAGGCUUACCAGGUUCUGGAGAACAUUCAUUUUCCCUUGAUACCUAAAAGUGAUCUCCUCCAUCGAGUCAAGCCUGCUGUCUGCUCUCUUCUUCCCAAAGAAGCAAACUGUGAGGGGUUUAUAGAGGAGGCGGUGAACUAUCAUAAUAACGUCACGGCUCAGCCAGUGCUGCAAAACAAACGGACAGCCCUGCGGACCUGCGAGGAGAGGCUCCUCUUUGUGGGUGGGGAGGUUUCCGAACGGUGCCUGGAACUGAGUGAUGAUACCUGCUUCUUGGACGUGAGGAAGGGGCAGUGGGUAGCAGAAACCCCUCUCCCAGCCAGACGAAGUCACCACUGUGUUGCAGUCUUGGGAGGCUUCAUCUUCAUAGCCGGAGGCAGCUUUUCAAGAGACAACGGAGGGGAUGCAGCUUCAAAUCUCCUAUAUAGGUAUGAUCCCCGCUGUAACCAGUGGAUAAAGGUUGCCUCCAUGAGACAACGCCGGGUAGAUUUCUACCUGGGAGCUAUUACCGACAUGCUGGUAGCUGUUGGUGGCAGGAAUGAGAACGGGGCACUCUCUUCAGUUGAGACCUACAGUCCUCAGAAGGAUUCAUGGUCCUAUAUAGCAGGCUUGCCGAGGUUUACCUACGGCCACGCUGGAACAGUCUACAAGGAAUUUGUCUACAUUUCAGGAGGCCACGAUUACCAAAUUGGCCCCUAUAGAAAAAACCUGCUCUGUUACGAUUACCGCACGGAUGUUUGGGAGGAGAAGAGGCCGAUGAUCACUGCCCGAGGGUGGCACAGCAUGUGCACCUUACAGGACAAUAUCUACUCCAUCGGUGGCAGCGAUGACAACAUAGAAACCAUGGCUCGUUUUGACAUUCUCAGCGUGGAGUCAUACAGCCCUCAAUGUAACCAGUGGACCAGAGUUGCUCCUCUCUUGCAAGCGAACAGCGAGUCAGGGGUGGCAGUUUGGGAAGGCAAGAUUUAUAUCCUCGGAGGCUACAGCUGGGAAGAAACAGUCUUCUCCAAAACAGUCCAGGUUUAUGAUAAGGAGAAAAAUAAGUGGUACAAGGGAACUGACUUACCCAAGGCGAUUGCUGGUGUGUCGGCGUGUGUCUGUGCAUUGAAACCCAAAACAGAGGACAAAAAGAAAAAGACGAAAACAAAAAAACAUCAAGAUCGAGGAAGAUGACUAGUUCUGGAUAACCAUCCUUUGAUGGUGGACUCCAAAAGAACCUUGUAUUUAAUCAUUUCUAUCUAACCUUGAUUCUUUCUUUUUAAAGGGGUGAGGGUGGGGGGGAGGCAUCUUCUGAAGCCUCACAAAAUGUACAGUUGAAUGUGGUUUUUUGGAUUAAGCUCAUGUUUAAGGUAAAAACAACAAAAGAAACAACAACAAAAAAAGCCCUCCUACUAUAUAAGGGGUGAUAUGGCAGGAGAGGUUACAUUGCUCUCCUGAAUGUUAAGGCUUAGUCUUUUACUUCUGUGGUUCAUGGCAUUUCCACGUACAUUGUAUUGUAUCAACUUUUUUAAAAUAAGGUUGAAUCUGUGGCUGAGACGAUAAUGUCAAGGGGGAGGAGGCAGAGUAGUAAGUGUUGGGUUUGAAGUUACAGAGCAGUUCAAAGGAGUUCAGAAGCAACUGCUAAGAAAAAAUGAAAUUAAUCUUCCAUGUUGUAAAUCUUGAAUUUUUGUAAUGUUAAAUUUCAUUUACAAUACGUUCUUGAGUUGUUAGUGUCAGAUUUCUGGAACACAUGAGUGUUCAAAGGGAACCUUGCUUUUGGUGAAUGCAGGUCAGAUCAGUUUGAAGAGCAAAUAACUCCACUGUACCCUUAGGAUGAAGACAACCUUCCUUUGUGGCUAAAGAAUAGAUGGGAUUGACUUGGGCUUGGAUUGAUACCAUGGUGAAUUUUGAAAUCUGGAAAAGGUGAGGUGACUUUUGCAUCCCUCAUUGUGGCUCUUUUCAUAUAUAAACACAACAUUAAGUUUUUCUUAGGCUUUAAAACAUGCCCCAGAAUGAGGGGGGGGAAAUCUAUCGAAGAACUUGAAAGAAGAUUUGAGGAUUUGGAUGGAAGCUGUACACUUUGCCUUGGGCUUCAAAGGAGAUGCAACUGAUAGAGCUCACUGUGAGUCUGGGUUUUGCUGAACAGCAUGACGGUGGGGAGAAAUGGCAGGAUCCUUCAGCUGAACUUGAAACAAGAUGUCCCCCCAGCCCUACCAGGCUGUAAAAGCUGGGAUUAGUUUAACUCGAACCUCACAGUGGUCACGGCUAGUAGCCAGUGUGAGCAGGGGCCCAUACCAGACUUGUCUGCUGUCAAAAAUCUUAAUAACUGAGGAUGAUUAAUUGGGAUUCGGUAAUCCUGAAGAACAGCAACUUGGGUUUUUUUUACCUGAGCUAACAGCUCAUACUUUCGUCUUUUUUUUUUUUUCUCUUUCUCCUCCUUUUCUCUCUUUCUUUCUCUUUUUUUUUUUCCCCCCCCAAGUUCAAAAUGUAUUUUCAUGAGCAUAGCCUUUUCUGAUGCAGUUGGUGGGGACUUGAAGCCACAGCUCAUGGGGCAUGGAACCGAACGCCUUCCCCAGCCAGCCAGACUCAAAAGGAAGAAACCCAAAAUAUAGUUGGGACUCUGUUUGGGACCCAGACAGUAGGACUGAACUGAAAAUCAUCUCUUAAAUCCUCUGUGUCAAACUAUCCUUUGCAUACCAAGUAAAGAGAUUUCUGACCUAAGUGUUAGUCCACCCUCUACAAACACAGCUGAUUCUGCUGCAGAUAAUAAAAUUCCCCGACUGUCUGGCCAGCUUUCAGGCAUUCACCCUGGGGCGUUUUACAACUCCACCUCUGAUUUGCAAGAAGUCGAUCACCAGCAAUCUGAUACAACCACUUCAGUUAUUGUAAUAAUGCCAGGCCACAGAUUCAUAUUCCUCCUUCCCAAAUGAAAUUUUUAGAAAGUUUUUAAAAACAACUUUUAUACUUUUAUAUAACGCAUUUUGCUAACUCAGUCUCUUGUUUGCCAUAUAUUAUAUUAUUUACUAUAGAAGCUACUGCUCUGUAAUUGUGACCCCGUUGUUGCCGUCAGGAACUCAUCAUUUGAUGGAUCUUUCUGUCUUUGUGUAGUUGGUUGGGAUGCGGUGCAGCUGUUGGAGCAGCAUUUACAUUCUCAGCAUUGUCAGGCAGUCAGCUAUAAUUGCGACUGUUGUACCGCCUCUUCCCCGAUAGUCCAGCUCGCCAGACGUGCUAAUAAACACGCUUUAUUUUCAGCUAUUGGUGAUCUGCUGAGUGGAUUUCAAGGGCUUUGGUUUAAAGUUCUGCUGAGGAACUGUUGGUUGUUGCUGUUACUUCUUCCACAACUCCCUUGUGCACCAUAAUCGUGUAUUUCAGAUUUGCCCCCCUUUUUUUUCCCCCCAUCUGAUGGACAGACAGUUGAUACCUGCUACCUGCCCUUUUUUUUUCCCCCUCCAACUAUUUACUUCAAUAAUUGGAAAACACUAAGAAAACAUUUUUGCACUUAAUUUAAUUUGAAGCUCUUGUAAAUUAAAGAACUCUUAGAUAUAUUACAAGAACAUAUUUGUGUUGAAAGAGGUACCUCUGAAUAAAUUUCUGGAGUGCAAGGAAGUUACAGGUUUCUCCUUCAGUGCUAAGAAAGGAUUUAAGAAAACUAGUUGAAAUUAAUUUUGUGAAACUCCUUGAGGGUUUUUUUUAUAUAUAUUAAAAAAAAAAAAAGCCUCAGGAGCUAGUCUUUCAUUUGCAUUAAUAGAUUUGUUUUAAAGCCUUUGUACACUGCAUGAGGUAAUAGUUACUCUUUUUUAUCCUAAAAAUAAAUAAAAAGAAACAAAACCAAACAUUUUUGUUAUGACAAACUCAUUCAUGAGUUGUUUGGGUUUUUUUAUAUCUGAGAUCCUUGCUAUGUUGACUGACAACUACUUAACUUUUUGGGACAUUUUCAUGUGUAAGUAUAGAACAAAAGUUUCAAAGACUUGCUUUGUUUCUGUUAAUGGGUUGCUUGUUACGAUAUCCCCCCUUUUAAUGUGUUUAGGUAUUACAUUAAUGUCUGGAAACAAUAAAUCCAGUUUAGAAUA
Molecule: messenger RNA, 6611 nt
Organism: Grus americana (Whooping crane)
Lineage: Eukaryota; Metazoa; Chordata; Aves; Gruiformes; Gruidae
Gene: KLHL36
Product: kelch like family member 36
Exons: 5
Coding region: 1888-3735 (615 amino acids)
Molecular function (GO): cullin family protein binding
Source: RefSeq, a predicted model, not a curated record